This is a messenger RNA of Ostreococcus tauri, 2268 nucleotides long. RefSeq names its product Patatin/Phospholipase A2-related. The record is from RefSeq and is a predicted model, not a curated record. Gene Ontology annotation, molecular function: triacylglycerol lipase activity. Gene Ontology annotation, biological process: lipid metabolic process. Lineage: Eukaryota; Viridiplantae; Chlorophyta; Mamiellophyceae; Mamiellales; Bathycoccaceae. The transcript has a single exon. The coding region runs from base 1 to 2268 and encodes 755 amino acids.
AUGCCGAGUCUCGCGGUCGACGUGAACGCGUCGCCGUCGUCGCUGCAGAGACGAGGGAUCGUGAGCACGUCCGCGGCUUCGGUGUUCGAGGAUGACUUUUCGAUGGAUGACGGUCGACGCAGCGUCGUUCUGGGCGACGACGACGACGACGAUGGAGACGACGGAGAAGACGAUACCGGUUAUGAUGUCGUCCAGCGAGCGUCCACGAAGGAGAAGAGUGACUGCGAUGGGGACCCAGCGGCGAGCGGAACCGCGCGCGCGUUUCGCAGGCGGUUGGAGUCGUUCAGCGAAGCGGUGGAGAGCGCGCGAGCGACGUUCGGCGAACUCGCUUCCGCGGGAUGGGUGGCGGAGAAUCGAAAGAUUGUCGUUAAGGCUACGGCGUUGUUGGCGUUCGCGAUCGCAUUUUACGUCGCGUUAGUAAUGGCAUUCGCGCACGUUUGGAUCGAAGUGGCUACUGCCAUUGGCGUGCGUGUGCUACGGGUCAUCCUCGCCGCGAUGUUGUUGGCGCUCGCACCGCCUAUUUUUCCGAACGCGGCGGCGCACGCGUUGGCGUUGGUGUUGAUGUUCGCCGAGAUCGCGUUGCUGAGCGUGAACGCUGUGUUGUUGGCGAUGGUACACUUGGCCAUCGUUCUGAACAAGUACGUGUUGCCGUCGUGGUAUCAUCGCGCGCGCGUCAAGGUCAGAGAGAGCGCAGGAGGGGUCGAUCAUAAAGGACGAGCGAACGCGCAUUACAGUAAACUUCGACAGGAGACGCUCGCGGAGCUCGAGCGGACUGAGACGUACGAAGCGUGGCGCACCAUCGCGAACAAGCUCGACGCGUUUCCCGCUGAAGUCGGCGAGGGCGGAUCCGCUUGGAAGCUGGAUGACAAAAGUGACGCUUACGACAAGGUUCUGGUGAAGGUGUAUCUGAAUACGAUGAAGACAGCGCGUGAGCGCGGCGAUAUCACGUCCCUCGGUCUGUGUUUGCGAACGGUGUUGCACAGAAACUUUGCGGGAAUCGACCGCUUGCUUCAUUUGCGCUCUGCGCGCGUCGGCACGAAGGUGCUCGUGCAAGCCUUUAACGACGAAAUCGUAGCGGCAAUUGAAUACAUGUCAACCACCGACGAUGAGGAAACCGCGCGAGAGAUGCUCAAGGUUCUGCGAGAGUCGUAUCGUUCGCUCGGGAGAACGGCGCUGUGUUUAUCAGGCGGCGGUGCUCUGGCGAUGUAUCAUUUUGGCGUUUUGCUCACGUUGCUUCGACAAGGUCUGUGUCCGCAGGUUAUCUCCGGCACGAGUGGUGGGUCCAUUGUUGCGGCGUUUCUGGCUUGCCACUCGCCCAAGGAUAUCGUCACGAGCAUUCGACCGGACGUUUCCACUCGCUUUGGUCGUCGCUGGUUUCCUCUUCCAAUAAAAAUGGCGUUGCACUUUUUGAAGCACGGCGUACUUAUGGACGAGGCUGGAUUUUCAAAGACGACAAAGGCGUAUUUUGGUGAUACGACGUUCGAAGAAGGAUUUGCGAUUUCUGGAUUGGCAGUUUCGAUCCAGGUUUCGAUUGGAUCACAGACUGGCUACGUCUUGAACCACUUGACAUCGCCCAACGUGCUCAUUCGCACGGCGGUUUGUGCGUCGUGCGCGCUUCCCGGUCUCAUGCGCCCGGUCGAGAUCCUCGCCAAGGAUAAGAAUGGAAAUCUGAUUCCUUUUCAUCCACCCGAUGUGAAAAGCUACGAUGGGACGAUCACGCAGGACAUUCCCUCGGCUCGCAUGACGGAGCUGUUCAACUGCAACAACUUCAUCGUAUCUCAGGUGAACCCACACUUGAACUUUGUGUUGCAUUUGGCCGAGGAGUCUCACGGGCGCAAGCAAAAGAGCGCGCGGAGCUACCAACGACGCAAUGCCGUCCAAAAGCUACUGCGCGUCGCCAAUUUCCUGCUGUUAAACAUCAAGUAUUCGAUUCAGAAGCUUCUUGAGGUGGACUUGCUCGACAUUCGAUUCGUACGCACGCUUCAGGGUGUGCUCAUGCAAGAUUUCCGAGGUCACAUAACGAUCCUACCCUCGCUGACGUGGACCGAUUAUUCAAAGAUUCUUCUUCACCCGACGGAGAUGGACAUGCAACGAUACAUCUCGCGAGGCGAGCAAUCCACGUGGCCGCACAUAGAAGCCAUUCGCUACACAAUGCGCAUCGAGCACGCGCUCGUGGAUGGCAUUCGUGCCCUAACGAGGCGCACCGACACCUCGUCGCCCGCAAACAAGGCCAAACGUCAAAACUCUCACGGAUUCUUAGAACACUAA